CUCUCCCAGUCCCACCCACACACACACUCUCUCUCUCUCACACACACACACCAGUCACUUACUGGAUCUGCUCUUUGUUAUCGCAGCCCCGUGUGUGUGUGUGUGUGUGUGGAGAAAGAAGAACAAGAAGGAGGGAGUUUGCUUUUUUUUCCUCCUUUUUUUUAAACCGGAUUGAUUUCUGACUGAACCUGGAUCUGGUUAGUUUCUCUCCGGGGGGAAGAAGCUGCUGCAGCCGCUUGAGGAACCACAGCCACCGCGGCUUCGUCCACAGUCAAAUAAACUGCCCGGAACCAGGGCGACGAUAGAGGGUUAUUCUUCUUCUUCCUCCUCCACUCGGUCCUGUCUGUCAACCUCCCUCCAUUUUCGCCGUCUCCCCCCCUCCUCCUCCUCCUUCGCCGCCGCCGCAGUUGUCAACUUGGAGCCGCGCUGGGAAAUGGACAAACCCCUCUGAAGUGGAGCCGCUGCCCGCCCCAUCAACACAGCCGUGAUUCGGAGGAGGAUUCCCGGAGUGGAGAGGAACAUGUUUACCACCCUGUUUCCAUGGUAACCCAGAGGAGCAUGCACGUCCAGGUCAGGAGUUAACCUCAGUGAGAACUACACUACCCACAAUUCUUGGGAACUGACGGCCCAAACUGACGUUGAGAUCGGUUUGACAAAGACACUGAGAGGAACAACAACUACAACAAAACAACUACACUUCUGUGAAGAGGACCAAUAUGGCCAACAACACGGCGGAUCACCCUCCGGGGAAUUCGGUUGCCGAGGGCAACCAUGACGGGGACUUUGGGAUGGCCGUGACGGAUCUGAGGGACCUGAUGGAGCUGCGGAGCGCCGAGGCCGUCACCAAGAUUCAGGACACGUACGGGGACGUGCAGGGCAUCUGCCGCCGCCUGAAAACAUCACCAAUAGAAGGUCUGUCUGGUAACCCCGUUGAUCUGGAGAAACGUCACACGUCGUUUGGCAAAAAUUUCAUCCCCCCCAAGAAGGCCAAGUCGUUUCUGUCGCUGGUGUGGGAGGCUCUGCAAGACGUCACGCUUAUCAUCCUGGAAAUCGCUGCCAUCAUCUCACUUGGCCUGUCCUUCUACCAUCCACCAGGGGGCGACAGUGAAGCAUGCGGUCAGGUAGCAGGAGGCGUCGAGGACGAGGGCGAGUCCCAGGCCGGCUGGAUCGAAGGUGCUGCGAUCCUGUUCUCGGUCAUCAUCGUGGUGCUGGUGACGGCCUUCAACGACUGGUCCAAGGAGAAGCAGUUCCGUGGGCUGCAGAGUCGCAUCGAGCAGGAACAAAAGUUCACUGUCAUCCGCAAAGGCCAGGUCAUCCAGAUCCCCGUGGCUGAACUUGUGGUGGGAGACAUCGCUCAGAUCAAAUACGGUGACCUUCUGCCUGCUGAUGGGAUCCUGAUCCAAGGAAAUGACUUGAAGAUUGACGAAAGCUCUCUGACCGGAGAAUCCGACCAGGUCCGCAAAUCUCUGGCGAAGGACCCCAUGCUGCUGUCCGGAACCCACGUGAUGGAAGGAUCCGGCAGGAUGGUGGUGUCAGCCGUCGGCCUCAACUCUCAAACCGGCAUCAUCUUUACUCUCCUGGGAGCCAGUGAGCACGACGAAGAGAAGAAGGUCAAGAAAAGUAAAAAACAAGGACCCCCCGAAAAUCGCAACAAAGCCAAGACGCAGGAUGGCAUCGCCCUGGAGAUCCAGCCCCUGAAGAGCGAGGAGGCCGCCGAGUCGGAGGAGAAGGAGGAGAAAGAGGAGGUCAAACCUGUGAAGAAGGUCAACGUGACCAAGAAGGAGAAGUCGGUGCUGCAGGGAAAACUGACCAAACUGGCUGUACAGAUCGGGAAAGCUGGUCUGAUCAUGUCGGCUCUGACCGUCAUCAUCCUCAUCCUCUUCUUUGUGAUCGACACCUUUGCGAUCCAGGGUCGCUCCUGGGUGGCUGAGUGCACCCCCAUCUACAUCCAGUACUUUGUCAAGUUCUUCAUUAUUGGUGUGACAGUGCUGGUGGUGGCCGUCCCUGAGGGGCUGCCGCUUGCUGUCACCAUCUCUCUGGCCUACUCUGUCAAGAAAAUGAUGAAGGACAACAACCUGGUGCGUCACUUGGAUGCCUGCGAAACCAUGGGCAACGCCACGGCCAUCUGUUCGGACAAGACGGGCACGCUGACCAUGAACCGGAUGACAGUGGUGCAGGCGUACAUCGGUGACACGCACUACAGAACUGUCCCCGAACCAGACGCGAUCAAACCAGAGACUCUGGAAACGUUGGUCAACAGCAUCUCCAUCAACUCAGCGUACACAACCAAGAUCCUGCCUCCAGAGAAAGAAGGCGGCCUGCCGCGCCACGUGGGCAACAAGACCGAGUGUGCUCUGCUGGGCCUGGUGCUGGAACUGAAGGGGGACUAUCAGCCAAUCAGAGAGGAGAUCCCCGAAGAGAAGCUCUACAAGGUUUACACCUUCAACUCCUCCCGCAAGUCCAUGAGCACGGUGCUGAAGAACGCCGAUGGAGGCUUCCGCAUGUACAGCAAAGGAGCGUCAGAGAUCGUCCUGAGGAAAUGCUCUCGUAUCUUGGACACCCAGGGGCAACCUCGCAUCUUCAAGCCCAAGGACCGCGACGAGAUGGUGCGUAAGGUGAUCGAGCCGAUGGCGUGCGACGGGCUGAGGACCAUCUGCGUGGCCUUCAGAGACUUUCCAGCCGAGGGCGGAGAGCCAAACUGGGAGAUUGAGAACGACAUCCUGAAUGAGCUCACCUGCAUCGCGGUGGUCGGCAUCGAGGACCCCGUCCGACAUGAGGUACCUGAGGCCAUUGCGAAGUGUCAGCGUGCAGGCAUCACUGUACGCAUGGUUACCGGAGAUAACAUCAACACCGCACGUGCUAUUGCUACCAAGUGUGGCAUCCUGCUGCCUGGGGAGGAUUUCUUGUGUAUGGAGGGGAAGGAGUUCAACCAGCAGAUCAGAAAUGACCAAGGAGAGGUGGAACAAGAGCGUCUGGACAAAGUUUGGCCCAAACUCCGUGUCUUGGCUCGUUCUUCACCGACAGACAAACACACUCUGGUUAAAGGAAUCAUCGACAGCACGGUGCUUCAACCCCGACAGGUGGUGGCAGUGACGGGAGACGGCACCAACGACGGCCCCGCCCUCAAGAAAGCUGAUGUUGGCUUUGCCAUGGGAAUCGCUGGCACAGACGUGGCGAAGGAGGCGUCUGACAUCAUCCUGACUGACGACAACUUCACCAGCAUCGUCAAGGCCGUCAUGUGGGGGAGGAACGUCUACGACAGCAUCUCCAAGUUCCUGCAGUUCCAGCUGACCGUCAACGUGGUGGCUGUGAUCGUGGCGUUCACCGGUGCCUGCAUCACACAGGAUUCUCCUCUGAAGGCCGUACAGAUGCUGUGGGUGAACCUCAUCAUGGACACUCUGGCGUCUCUCGCUCUGGCCACCGAGCCGCCCACCGAGUCCCUGCUGCUGCGUAAACCUUACGGCCGCAACAAGCCUCUCAUUUCCCGGACCAUGAUGAAGAACAUUCUGGGCCACGCCGUGUACCAGCUCGUCAUCAUCUUCACCCUGCUCUUCGCUGGUGAGACGAUUUUCGACAUCGACAGCGGCCGCAACACUCCCCUGCACUCACCGCCAACCGAGCACUACACCAUCGUGUUCAACGUGUUCGUCAUGAUGCAGCUCUUCAAUGAAAUCAACGCCAGGAAGAUCCACGGAGAGAGGAACGUGUUCGAGGGCAUCUACAGGAAUCCCAUCUUCUGCAGCGUCGUCCUGGGGACCUUCGUCCUGCAGAUCGUCAUCGUCCAGUUCGGGGGGAAGCCGUUCUCCUGCACAGCUCUGACCAUCGACCAGUGGCUGUGGUGCGUCUUCAUCGGAGUGGGAGAGCUGCUGUGGGGACAGCUGAUCUCGGCGAUCCCCACCCACCACCUGAAGUUCCUAAAGGAGGCGGGUCACGGCACCACAAAGGAGGAGAUGCACGAGGAGGAGCUGACGGAGGGCGCCGACGAGAUCGACCACGCCGAGAUGGAGCUGAGGAGAGGCCAGAUCCUCUGGUUCAGAGGUCUGAACCGCAUCCAGACCCAGAUGGAUGUGGUCUAUACCUUCCAGACGGGCCAGGCGGCGGUGCCAGGUGCCCUGCGCCGCCAGCCGUCCGUCGUCAGCCAGCACAAUGAUGCCACUGCCGCCAAAACUCUCUCUAGCCCCACCCACAUUAAGGUGGUGAACGCGUUCCGUAGCUCCCUGCGGCUGGAGAGCCCAGAGUCCCGUAGCUCCAUCCACAGCUUCAUGCCCCAUCCCGAGUUCGUGCCCCUGUCCGAGGAGGAGGCUCGCAACCCCCUCAUCGAGGAGACCGGUGACGAGAUCGAGUCCCUUCCCAGCGCCUCCUCUGGGGCGACGGGAGGAGGAGAGCCGCCCAGCGCCCUCCCCCGCAGCCACGAGCCAUCCAUCUGAGCUCCUCCUCCUCCCACCUCCUCCUCCUCCCUCCUCUUCAUCAGCAUCACGUGUCAUCCCACCAACUGAACUGUCGCACUGAGGAGGGAAGUCAUCACUCCACUCAUUCCAUCAUUCUGCACGCACACACGCUUCACGUUGUCUUCAUCCCCCCUCCCGUCAGUCAUUCCUGCCACGUUGUGUUUUUCAUACUGACUGUGGCGUCGUUCUGCCUGUAAGUCUGCCCCCUCCCACCCCCUCCAACCCACCACACACGCCAAUCAGUGGAGGGUGGAAUCUCCGCAGCGGAAGGCUUGUCCUGUCGUCCAUUCAUGUAUAUUUUUUACCUGAUGAUCCUUUUGGAAAAGCUUUUAAACAACGUUGGUUUAACUCCUGGCGGGACUCGCAGCAGCAUGUCGUGUUCUGUACUCGCUUCAUUCCCGCUUUUUACGCUCUCGAAAAUGGCACCGAACUUUUCAACGAGUGCAGUGGUUCUCAUGUACAUACGCUCCCGCUCUUCUACACAGCUAACAGCCGGGUUUGGUGAUCAGAAGGUUUUUAGGCAAAAAUGCAUAAAAAAUGUAACCUUUUUAAAUUUUAUUUUUGAUUUAAACUUUUUUUUUUUUUUAGAUGUUGAGCAUUUGUUUGUUUUUGAAAACCUCUAACGAAUGUUAAUCGAUGGUUGAUUCAAACUCCUGAGAAUGUCUUGUGAGUGUGACACUACAGUCUUCAAGGUUCAGCUGUUUAAAAGAUGUUCUUCCCUUUAUCGUGUCUGUAUGUGUUGGUUCUUUUUCUUUUUUCGCUGCUGUGUUGCAUGUGGAGAAACUGAAUGUUUAUUACCCAAAAAUAUCGAAACACGGCGCUUUCUGCUGAGUGGGCGUCUGACCUCAUCUCAUCCAGUCAGGGUCCUGGUUCUCUCUGCCCCCUCCUCCCUUAGUACAUCCACAGCGCUGAUAGGACACAGCCGCGUGGAUCACAACCCCCUUCUAGUACGAUGCAUGUUCUGCUUCAUUCGUGUUGAGUCGCAUGAUAACUUGGAAUGAAUAGUUGGGAUUCUGUUUAGUCGACCAUCUGUGUGUUAGUCUGCAGCAGCAUCUGUUCGGAGAACUUCUGUCGGACUGAACAUCCUGUUUCCACAACAGCACAAGAACAGACUCAUCGAUACUCAGAGGAAAGUGUAGCGCGGCAGUUAAAGCCUCCUCACGCUCGACAGCAGGACAGUGGGUGUCUACAUACAUGGACGUUCUCCACACGCCGGCUCACUUGUAGGCGAAAUAUAAUCUGUGUAGAGUCCACGUGGUCCAGAAUUUUGCAGAUCCCGGGGAAAGUGAUUCACCAGUGCCGGGUUGGAAGGUGCCAGAACACAUCACAGCCCACAUUGGGCGAAAGCUGGGUUCAACCCCAGUCUGCUCUGCUCCUCCUCUCAACCCGUUUUUCCACCGGUCACAAAAACCCACCAACGUCUGGCUGUUGUCUGAAAUGUGAGAAAUACAAAUACACCGACAGAAACAUAUCUAAAAUGUGAUUUAUCAUUCAUUCUCCAUCUCGGUCUGUAACGUUAACUUUCGUACAUUGUUAAGUCGUUGGUGAGAGGCUCUAACUGGAUAAGACCAAUCGGAAACGACUGAUGCCGUCCUGUGACCACUGACACUGAGGGGACCACCAACCGCUGCCCCACUGUGUCGUCCUUUUUAGAUUUCUUCAGAUCACAACAACGUAGAGAUUUUAAUUUGGUGUCAAAGACGAGAACAUUUACGUUGAGUCCGGACGUGUGUGAAGACGUGAAAGUAUCGAUGAGUCUGUUUCGCUUGGCGGUGCAGGUCGUCCUGUUCGACAGACACAAGCUUCUUGUAUCUCUGAACAGGUUCUGGACUGUGUGUCUGUGUCAAAGACGAAUCUUAGUACGGCAUCCCAUGUUUCCCUUGUUUGUCCGAUUUUACUAACAGAAACUAAAUUGGCUGUCAGUGACCCUCCCACAGCCGCAGCAGAGGAGGUGUUUGAUCCCCAUCCUCAUCAUCGUCAUCCCUCCCUGCUGCCGCUGGGUUUGAUUGACAGACGUCGGUGUGGCGGCCACGCUGAGGUUUAUGGAAGACUUGAUGAUUUCAGCCUGUAGAGUUAAAUCCACUGUGUGACCUUGCUGCCGCUCUGUACUUCCUGCCCGUUGUUGUCCGCAGAUUAAAAGAAGAAGGAAUCAUCCUCCAAUCAGAAGCAGCAAAGCGUCUAACCCCCUCUUAGUCUUACGACCCGUUAUCGUAGUGACGUGCUACUACUGCCAUAUUCCACUUUUUGUCACGACUAGGUUCUUCCUCUCCCCGCUGACGAGCUUUUUCUAUGUAACUCAGAGCCAUAUUUUAUAGGUUGUCUGUAUUGUUUUUUAUCUCAUUGUUCUCGAGGUUUCCUUUGGACUUUCUCACCCACGACCCCCUCUGACCCCCCGACUCCUCCCCCCUCCCGGCCCUUUACUCCAAACAUGACCAAAAAGCAAGGAGAAAAUCUUCAGUCGUCACUGCCGAAACCAAGAUUAAAGGACCUCUACAAUGUUUACAUGAAAAGCGAGUGGGUGGCAGUUCGCCUGCGCUUCUCUCAUCCGACCACUUCCCUUUCAUUCCCUUGCUUUCCAGAAUCUUAAAGUUACUAUUUAACUAAAUGGGGAAUCUUUCUUGCAUGGUUUUCAUAUAAAAUUCAAUGUUUUGCUCAUUUUUUACAAUUCUUCUGUAUUUUUAUAUUAAGUACUUUUUAAUAUUUUGGAGAUAUAUGAAUAUAUAUGUAUAGGCUGAAGAGUUUGGUGACAGUACAGUACAUGAAUGAGAUGAAUCUACCGUGGACUCUUUUUACAGCUCUCUAAAUAUUUAUGCCACGUGUGUCGUCUUGGUCACCUGAUGUUAGGGCUCAGAAAUCUGCAGUGACUUGUUUACUUCCUGUCGGCCGCUCAAUUGGAAUCUCUACAAUCUAUUCUCAUCAGCCCCCUUUUCCCACUUGAUCUAAAUGUUGUGACACACUACACGCUAUGUGAUUUCAAAGUUAUCCGACUCCAUUAGACUUCAGCAAAUGCAACAUGAAUACAGCUAACUGUAUCAACCAUUAAAUGGGAGUGUAUAAUUAUUUAUCCAACCUCUGGAUUUCCUUGUUUUCUUUAAGCAACUUUCUUCGAAUCAAUGAUUAAUGCUGUUUUCCGUGUGGCCGCUGUCGGAGAUGACGACUUUAAAGACGAUCGGAGCUGUGUCCCACUUCAGGAUCCCCCCCCCCCCUCCUAAUGGGCCAGUCCCAUGUCCGCACCUCAGACACGACAAAACUGAGAAAGUAACCUGACAGGCAAAGUCAGUCAUAAAUCAUAAAACCCCUAAUUCUGUAUUAUUACUUUUUUUUAGAGACCUGGGCCUUGUUCUCUAAAACCAUCUUUAUUAUUCACACUUGAUGCAGUCCUCAAUACUAAUGUCCAGAGAGUACAAAUGCCUGAACUUAACCCUACGCAAGUUUUCACAAUGCAAGAUACACAGUCCAAUUUUUUAGACUAAACUCAAUUUUAAAAAUAGCUGUGUUAAAAGGUAGAUUUACCAAACAGGUACGUUCCUACAAACCUCUCUAUGACCUGUCAGUCAAAUGGAAAGUGGCGCCUGCAGAGGCCAACGCCACGAUGUCUUUCCCCCGAGUGUAAAUAAAGCUUAACGCUGAGAUUAGUGUACGUGGACCUUGAUUCAAAAAACCUACACAACUAUGUCUGACUGAGUUGUGUUCCCUGAGGGGGGCGGGGCCUGUGGCAGGACACAGCUUCAGUCCUCACCGUUCUAUACGACUCGCGGCGUCAGAGAAGCGUUUGUGACGUCACUGUGGGUGUGUCCAUGAGACGCAGCUUCCAAAACGUUUCCUCUUUGUUUCUGUUGCUCGGCUGAAUCUGACAGAACAGCUGUGCCCCUACGAUCAGUGCAAUGUAAAUAUUGUCGUGUAAGUGAAGGAGUGAACCUGCUCUGUGUCAGUGACAGGAAAUGGGAGAGGGGGGGCAAUCAGCCAAUCAUCACCCAGCAAAGCUUUAAGAGUGUUCUGCCAAAGCCGUUUUCUCAUCGCGUUCCUUCUUCUGCACAAAUCUGUGUGGACACUUUGUGGUCACGUGACUCCCCCUUGCCCCUCCCACACCCCGCCCCGCCCCGCCCCUCAGCCUGGAUAAGAUUGUCCCUCUGCUCUUGCCAUGACCUCGGUGUGGCUGUGGUGGUCGUCUGUUGGACUGGUUGCCCUCACAUCUCACGCCAGGCGCACAGUGCAGCCCCCGUCAGAGACCCCUUUCUUUGUGUUUCUGGUUUCAGCCACGUCACAAAUCAAAUAAAAAGGACGAAGCAGGACGAGACUCAGCAGCAGACUGAAAGUCUUCACCUGGUUUUAGUUUUCUGAAGGUUUCGUUUGUGGACAUCAGAGCUAAGUUUGCCCGUUAGGACUUCUGUACGGAGAAGGACCUCUCCGCUUCUGAUCCGGUCAUCGUUGCAUUUUGACUGCGUUGCUUCCUCUUCCAGUCGCUGGAUUUUAAAGGAAAUCUUUGGAGAACCUUCACAUCCACUUCAGAAUUCACAAAUUAAAAAAAGAACUGGAAUAUCACACCGGGAAAAAGUCAUAACCACCCAACAUAUAUAUCUAUAUAUUUAUAUGAUAUAACUAUAUAUCUAUAUCUAAUAUAUAUAUUAGAUAUGAAUACAUUGGUAGGUAUAUAUUAGAUAUAAAUAAAUAGAUAUAUACAUAUAUAUGGUUUCUCAGUUGAACUUCGUUGCAAAAAAAGACUGAAAAUGAUUUGUUUUCUGUAAUUACUAUGAUACACAGUAAUAGGCGUUGGUGUUAUUUUUGUAUAAACAUAAUAUCAUCUAUGUGGCAUGCAUGACAUAUAUACAAAUUUGGUGGUUUAAAGCAAUAUGUCCAACCUGGUGCGAUUGGUUCCGUCGUGUUCUGUGUAGCCUAAAGCCACUCUGUACGAAAAGAGAUAAAAAAAAAAAAGAGUAACUGCAUUUGGAUAAAACUAACUGUUCAGUAUAUGUGUUCAAUGUUCUGUGUUCUGCAUGUUUUAGUAUGGAAUGAAACAUCACAAAUGUUUGACUUGUUUUCAGAAUGAAUCUCAAACACAUGCCCCAGAACCACACACACACACACACACACACACACACACACACACACUCACACACACACUCACACUCACACACAUGUAUUUGCACUGUGAGGUGAAACACACUGAGGAAAAUUAAAACUGUGAUUUCUGAUGGAUGGAUUGAUGAAAGAUGAAGAUUCGUCUUUUUGUUUCCAUCGUCUCAUUCAUCCAGAAACGGAACAGCUAGAAGAUCUGUCUGCCGUCCACUGUUCCAUCCCCCUCCCCCUGUCCCACCACACACACUCACACACUCACAGAAACACUCUGAUCUACAUAUUGUCCUGAACUCAUCACCUACUCGUGUGUGCAGUGAGAGGAGGAGGGAGACAUGACAGUUCACAGUAACGUCGUCAUCACGUCACCAAUCACAUCCAUCCACACAUUAUCCUCCUGCCUCCCCCUACUGGCCAGGUGGGGGAGGGAAACGAGGAUAAUGUGGCUCACCUGUGAAACGUCUGUGUUGAUGUCAGAGGCUGAUUGAUAUGUUGAUAUUUAACAGAAAUGAUCAUGAAGAAACUUAAUUUGUCUCAUAUAAUACUAUAAAAACUUAGGGCUGCAACUAAGGAGUAUUUGUAUUUGAUUAAUCAUUGUUAUAAUGUUUUUUAUUGAUCAGUAUAUUGUUUUGUCCUUAAAAUAUCAGAAAAUAGUGAGAAACUCCAAAAGUUUGUUCAAAAAAGCCAAAGAUUUUCGUUCAAUCUUCACAAAUGAGGAAGAAAAGAGCAAAUUCUGAAAUUGUCCAAUGUUUUAUAAUUUACUAUAUAAAUAGUCUCAGAUUAAUUAAUCAAAAGAAAACUAAAUUACUUUUCUGACCAGUUCUUUGAGCUUGAAACACAAACAUUGUAUAUCAGUAUCAGUCGGCUUCACUUCACGUCAGUGUCAGUCUGAUGUUUGACAGUCGUCUUGUUGUCAUGGUGAUGACUUGUGGUUACCUGGUAACCUUUUAAACUGGUUUAAAUCGCUGCCAUAACAGGAAGUAAAUCCAGCUCCAUAUGUCUCCUCUGUAGUUUUCUGAAGAGGAUCUGUAUCUGCACCCGAUCAUUAAACCAGAUGUGAGUCAGGUUUAAAGUGGUUAGAUGGUGGAUGUUUCCUCUGUUUCACACUUUUAUGCUAAAAUCAGAUCUGAGUUCAAACCAGAAAACAGGAGAGUUUCAGAAAAUGUCUGUGAUAAUCUAUGAAUUUAUAUUUUACACACCUGCUCAAUGACUAAGGUUUAAUGUGUGAUUCCCUAAAGAUGAAAAGGUUUAGAACGUCGUCACUACACAACUGAACACACUCUUCACAUCGUGUUUCUGCGUAAACAUUAGUAUUAAUCUGACAAAUCUUUCCUGACCGAUGGACGUGGAUGUUUGACUCUGUCGUCACAUUUUCCAAACAAUUCAGGUGAUGACAAUUAAUUCAAAUUUACAUUUAGUACAUUCACCUCAAAUGUUAAUCUGUAAAAUAAAAACAUUUGGUAACACACAAAUCAAUUAGGUCUGUUCAAGUCAAAGUUAACAAUUGUGUUGUGUAUUUUUUUCACUUUAAUUUGAACAAACUUAAUUGUUUUGUGUGUUACUACUGUUCCACAAUCUUUUUUGUCUCAGUUUAACGAGAACGUGACAAGAAAAACCAACAUGAACGUUUCAGUUCAGCCAAACCAGUGUUGUUAACGCUGUCACUCAUCCCACACUAACAUAUCUCAACAGCCAUCGGAUGGAUUGACAUUUGUCAGAAACAUUCUUGGUGCCCAGAGGCUGAAUCCCAGUGUCUUUGGUGAACCUUUGAUUUUUCACAUUUCCAGUGAAAUAUCUCAGCAUGUACUUGAUGGAUCGGGGCUAAACGUGACACAGGCGUUUGUGGUUUCCAGAGGAUGGAUCUUAAUGGUUUAUAAUCUUCCUCUCGUGGCACCAUGUGGUUUCGGUGAAACUUCUCAACAUCUAGUGGUUGUAAGUUUGAAUCUGAUUCACACAUUCACGUCCACACUGAUGCGGAUAUUUAGCAAAACAAACUUUUGAGUUUCUCGCCCAAACGUCGUCUUCAGUCACUAAAACUGCGAUUUAUACAAACACCCACCAAAGUGCAGAUUUUCAAUAACUGUUGUUGCUUUGUGGGAGGAGCCUCACCCGACAUCACUCAGACCACAGACCUCUUCUCUGGUAUUUGCCAGAUUGUUUGAAGUCGACUUUAUCGCCACCUACUGGUCUAACAUCUGUUGGUUUGGCAUUCUCGUCUGGAAGGAGAUAUUUUGUAAAACGAAAGAAGUGUAGACGGAGAGAUAUUCGUUAAAAAUGACAUCGGCAGUAGUGCAGACGAGGCCUCGGUCGUCAGGUCAAACUCUUGGUUUAUAAUUAAACACGUGUAAAACAUUCCCAUCAGCCUCAGCUCACCUCGGGGUUAGUGUGUGUGAGCCAGAAUAAAACUUCCUGUGCUUCCCUGUGUGUGUGUGUGUGUAGGUGUGUUUCCUCAGUGUGUGCGUCACCUUCUUCACCCCGUCGGUUCCUGUCCAUCAUCUUCCUCCUGUUUGCUUCGAUCUAUGCAACACAAUCCUCCAGUUCAGCUCCAGUGGUUCAUUGGCUUUCUCGCUUCCUCUCACACUCACUCUGUCUCCGUCUUUAUUUUUCAGUUCUUUCUACAAACAGAACCACUAUACCUGUACAUUGAUGUAUGUAUGUAUGUGUGUGUGUAUGUGCACGACAGGUGCACACGCACACGUUUUCUUUACUCUUUUGUAAGAUAUGAUCAUGUGGAAUGCCUUGGUCUUAGUGUCAUGUCGUUUGAACUUACGCUGAACAAAAGAUGAUAAUCAAGCAACUGAGUAAAAGUUGUUACAAAAGUAUAUACAGUAUAUAUAGUAUAUAAAUAUAUACAAAUCUAUAUACAUAAAAUAAAGCCAUUGGGAUUUGAAAUAUA
Molecule: messenger RNA, 12417 nt
Organism: Hippoglossus stenolepis (Pacific halibut)
Lineage: Eukaryota; Metazoa; Chordata; Actinopteri; Pleuronectiformes; Pleuronectidae
Product: plasma membrane calcium-transporting ATPase 1
Exons: 22
Coding region: 717-4427 (1236 amino acids)
Biological process (GO): regulation of cytosolic calcium ion concentration; calcium ion transmembrane transport
Cellular component (GO): membrane; intracellular membrane-bounded organelle
Molecular function (GO): ATP binding; ATP hydrolysis activity; PDZ domain binding
Source: RefSeq, a predicted model, not a curated record